Messenger RNA from Cyprinus carpio (common carp), 8960 nucleotides. RefSeq names its product BTB domain containing 7. The record is from RefSeq and is a predicted model, not a curated record. NCBI's taxonomy places the organism in Eukaryota, Metazoa, Chordata, Actinopteri, Cypriniformes, Cyprinidae. Gene Ontology annotation, biological process: morphogenesis of a branching epithelium. Gene Ontology annotation, molecular function: protein binding.
CAUCUGAGCUCAAGCAGAUAGAUGGCGUAGCGACAUUGCUAACCGAAUCCUGACGUUUAGCCCUCCCCUCAUUGUUUUACUGAAUAAGAGGAGGAUACAGCACUACAUGUUAUAUUUGCUCAUAGCAAACUGAAAGCGAAGAGCACAGACUCUAUUUGAGCCGUUUUGUUUUUGAACGAACCGAGUAAUGUAGGACGGAUGGUGUAACGUAAAAGUACUAGCAGCCUGCUAGCGCUUCACAUAUGUGUUUGUAUGUGUGUGUGAAGCCAGGACGCGCAGAGGCUUUUUUACUCAACACUACGAAAGAAAAGUGCGAAAGAAUUUACUCGGCUAAGCAAAUAUCAGGAGUCGCUGGCUUGGAUUUAGGCUCGUUUUAUGAGCAAGAAGAGAAGAGAGGAGCAGUAAACUUGACUCAGGAAUGACGGACAUGGCUGCAGUGUCGCCACAUUCAUAUAGGUCUGAUUGAGCAGAGCCGUGAGCUACUCAGUGCGUCAACGCUCGGAUGGAAUGAUCCAGCAGGGUGACUAAGAGGAGGAAGAAGGGGGGAGAGGAUGGGUGUGAAUGCCUCCAGCUACCCUCACUCGUGCUCCCCUCGAUUCGGGGGUAACCCGCAGACCUUCAUAGGCGCCUCCUAUGCACCGCAGGGUUAUGGCGGCGAGUCCAAGCUCUACAGCCUAGAAAAUGGCCCUGAAAAACCUCAGGACAAAAAGAAAAAGAGCUCCGGUUUGGCCACGCUCAAAAGGAGAUUCAUUAAGCGACGCAAGUCCAGUCGGUCUGCCGAUCAUGCACGGCAGAUGCGUGAGCUCCUCUCGGGGUGGGACGUGCGCGACGUCAAUGCCCUGGUGGAGGAGUAUGAGGGCACGGCAGCCCUCAAAGAGCUCAGUCUGCAGGCAGGCCUAGCCCGCCCCGAGGCUCGCACCCUGCAGCGUGAUUUAGCCACCCUUUAUCAGCACAAGUACUGCACUGAUGUGGACCUGAUCUUCCAGGAUUCCUGCUUCCCAGCACACCGAGCCAUUCUAGCUGCCCGCUGCCCAUUCUUCAAGACCCUGCUUUCGUCGUCACCAGGUUACGGGGCAGAGGUGUUGUUGAAUGUUGGGACGGCAGGCAUGGAUGCGCCCAUGUUCUCCUCGUUGCUGCAUUACCUCUAUACAGGUGAGCUGGGCUCGGAGGACGUGAGGUUGCAGAAUGUGGAUGUGCUGGUCAGACUGAGUGAGGAGUUCGGUACGCCCAACUCCUUAGAAGCUGACAUGCGAAACCUCUGUGAGCACAUGCCGUAUUUUGACUCGCUGCUGAGCUUCUCCUCGGACUCUGAGCUGGUUGAGGCUUUCGGAGCAGGUGGACCUGCUCCUAGUGCCAUGGGAGGUGGAAACGCAGGGGUGAACCACAGCUCGCCUGAAGAGGAGCUAAGGGCCCACAAGGCUGUGCUUUCGGCGCGCUCGCCCUUCUUCCGCAACUUGCUGCAACGACGCAUUCGCUCGGGGGAGGAGAUCACCGAGCGAACUCUGCAAACCCCUACCCGUAUUAUCCUCGACGAAUCCAUCAUUCCCAAGAAAUACGCCUGUGUGGUCUUGCACUGCAUGUACACCGAUGCAGUGGACCUUUCACUAGUGCUGCGCGGGAGCCCUUCUGAAGGCAGUCUGGGUGAAGUUCAGGCGCUGGUGGCUGGGAGAGGGUACAUGAGUCGGGCCGAAGAGGCCAUGGAGCUCUACCACAUCGCCCUCUUCUUGGAGUUCAGCAUGCUGGCCCAGGGCUGUGAAGACAUUGUGGCAGACAGCAUCUCGCUGGACUCUGUGGUGGCCAUCCUGAAGUGGAGCUCACAGCCUUACGGCUCCAAAUGGGUUCAUCGGCAGGCCAUGCACUUCCUGUGUGAGGAGUUCAGCCAGGUCAUGACCUCUGACGUCCUCUACGAGCUUAGCAAGGAGCACCUGCUGGCGGCCAUUCAGUCUGAUUACCUGCAGGCCAGUGAACAGGACAUCCUCAAGUAUGUUGUAAAGUGGGGCGAACACCAGCUCAUCAGGAGGAUGGCCGAUAGAGAGCCUAACCUGUUAAGUGGUACUGCACAUAGUGUGAAUAAACGUGGCGUGAAAAGAAGGGAUCUGGACCUGGAAGAGCUUAAAGAGAUACUUUCUCCACUGCUGCCUUUUGUCAGAACUGAGCACAUAUUACCAACCAACAGUGAGGUCCUCUCUGACACUAUGAAGAGGGGUCUGAUCAGCACCCCUCCCUCUGACAUGCUGCCCACAGCAGAAGGAGGCAAAGCCAACGCCUGGCUCCGGCAGAAGAGUGCUGGCAUUUAUGUUCGCCCACGGUUAUUUUCUCCUUAUGUGGAGGAGGCCAAGGUGGUUUUGGAGGAGAUGAUGGUUGAGCAGACUGACCUGGUUAGGCUGCGCAUGGUUCGCAUGUCCAAUGUACCCGACACACUCUACAUGGUAAACAAUGCCGUCCCCCAGUGUUGUCACAUGAUCAACCACCAGCAAAUGGCUGGCAGCCAGACAGCUCCGCCAUCUGUGGUUGCUAAUGAGAUACCAGUGCCCAGGUUGGCAGUAGUGAAGGAAAUGAUCCGUAGGCUGCAGGAGCUGCGUCACACAGACCAAGUGCAGCGAGCAUAUGCUCUGAACUGUGGUGAGGGCGCCACAGUCAGCUACGAGCUGCAGAUCCGUGUGCUUCGAGAGUUUGGCCUACCUGACGGGGGUGCAGAACUCCUACAGAAUCCGCACAAAUUCUUUCCCGAGGAGCGUUUUGGAGACGAGAGUCCCGUCCUGGCCUUACGCCAAUCAGGUCGCUGCCGGGUCAACAGUACACCAGCUGUGGAGAGCAUGUUCACUGACCUGGAGGCUCUGGUGGGCUUCCGCCCCCCUCUGCCCCCUCCUCCUCCACCCUACCAUCCCCCGGCCACCCCGGGCCAUAGCCAGCAGCAGUAUAAAACGGGUUGGAGACCUCGGGUCCCCACCCAACCUCCCUCCAGAUCUUUCUCCUACCCCUGCAAUCAUGCACUCCUCCACAGACAGCCCUCUUCCAAGAUGGGCAGCCCAGUCUACCCACCAGGAGCCAAGCCCCUGCCCCCAGACUGCACUAAUGCACAGGGGGGGAGGAAUCUUCAUCCUGACAAGCAAAUGCAGAACAUGGAGCCUGUUAUCAACGAGUUUAUGCCGGACAUCGCCAUGGGUGUUUCGGCAAUGAGCCUGAAGGAGCGGCGCCUUCUGGAGGUCUCCAUGGAGGUGGAGAGUCACGAAGCCCACCCUCACCUUUCUACAGCUCCUCCCAUCUCCCAGAGCUACUCUAGUCGUCACCCGCACUCUUCCCGUAAGCGGCACGCAGCCGAACCCAAGCCUGAGGGCCCACAGCCUGACUUCCCAGAUCUCUACGAGUUCCCAGGCCGUCACGUGCCUCCCUACAGUGGACCGGACCUCUAUAUCCACGGCCGUCAGGCAGGUGGUGGAGCACCACCUCCAUCCUACUCCGAGGCUUCAGAAUCCCUUCGCCUGGAUGUGCUGGAACAGCCUCCGCAGAGACUAGGCUUGGCAGUCGUCUCACAAGGGGGCGUUGCACAAGCCGUGCAGAGGCCAUGGCCCGUAAAUGAGACAGACCUCACCUGUGGGCUUGGCCCCUCCACAGAACAGUAUGAGGAAUGGCCCAUGGGACGCCGGCCUGCUCCAGAAGGAAUGGGGCUGAGCUUAGGAGCGAACGUUGGGUCUGGGGACGAGGGAGGGUUGGGUACCCGAGACCGCAGGUCACCCAGCAAACCUGAAUAUCCCUACAGAAAGUCUGCUCUCUGACCCCUGAUUAAAAAGAGACUGAGGACUGAUUUAAAUGCUAAGUGUAAGCUAACAGGUGAGGCACCAGCAGUCCUGCACUUUGUGUUCUUUCGAGGGCCGACAGUAUCUUGAAGUGAUGAACACCCAUAAGCUACAUGAGUGGCUGCUUUUCUGAAAGCUAGAGGGAGAUGUUGUGUAAACUGCUCUGGAUAGGUUUGAAACCCAGUAGGGAGGAAGGAGAGCUUGGUUUGGUUGUGUGCACCCUGGAAAGAGGUCAAAAAUGCAAAAUAUUUUAAUCUGAGAGGUCCAAGGACUUCAUUCAACAGCCCUGAAAUUUCUUUCAUUGAUCUGUAUAUCCAGGUUCUCAGAUUUCCCUCACAUGCUGCAUAUUAAUGUACAGAUAUCACAGUAUAUUUCUUUAACUUUCAUUUCCCUGAACAGACCUUAAUGACUGGAGAAAUACACAUUCAUCUAGAUGCACAGAUUUCAUUCCUUAGGAGUAAAGUGAAAAAAAUAUGAAGGCACCAAGUUGCAAACUCAUUAUUUUGUCUAGUCCUUGACAAACGGCUCUUUCUUCUUUUGAGGGCAGAGUGGCAGUAAUAGCUCGUGUAAUCUGCUGCAUAUGCCGGCUUUUACAUUAGCCUGUGCAAUUUAAAAGCCAAGAUGGAACACAAAAGAGAAAACAAAUGAAAUCCCCUGUCUCCUAUGAGGCAACUUAUCAGGCAUUACAGUGGCACAGAUGCACCAUUAAAUGUGAAUGGGGCUUUGUUUUAGCGUGUUCCACAACUCAGAUCUUCAGAUUCAUUUCCAGUGUAUUUAACUUUAAAAACUAUCUGUCCUCUCAAACAAACAUUUGGCAUCCUCUUUUGCAUUCAGUAUCUCUUUCCAUGGCUGCAGUUGGUGGCAUUACAGAGAAAUGCAAAUAUGGGUUGAUCAUUAUCAGCCUCGUUCUCUAGAACUGUACAGGACGCUCAACCAAACCAACCUCACACCACAUCCUCUGUCCUCUGGUUCAGUAGGAUGGCAGCAGUCCAUGGCUGGGAGUUCAUUAGCUUUUCUGUGCUGCUUCUGUCAGCAGAUGACCAACAAUUAUGAUGUCAUGAACAGGCUUUGCAAAAAAGAUAAUUCUUGGAAGUGUCAUGGACACAAGGAUUUAAGAGUAUGGACUUUUGAUUUGUUACACAACACUUUCAGAAACAACAUCAUACACACUGCUGCGCACCAUACCUAUAGAUGAAGUGACUUAUUUUAAGCUUUUUUAACAUCUGAAAUACCUGUAUUCUUAAAUAAUUGUGCAAUAGUGCAGAUUUUUCAUUUUAAAUAUUCAUUUUGCUUUCUUCUCCUUAUAACCUUUCUCAGAUUAUACUGACACAGCAAAUAUGCAGGCUAGUUCACCCAAAAAUGCAAAUUCUGUUGUCAUUUACUCAUCCUCAUGCUGUUCCAAACCUGUGUGACUUUUUUCUCUCUAUAGAACACAAAAGAAGAUAUUUUGAACAAAUGUUUUUGUCCAUACAGUCAAAGUCAGUGGGGUCCAAAAACAUCAACAUUGGAUUGCACCCCAUUGGCUUUCAUUGUUUGGACCAAAAAACUUGAGACAUUGUUCAAAAUAUAUUUUGUGUUGUGUAGAGAGAAAAUAUAUCACACAGAUUUGAAACGACAUCAGGGUUAGUGAAUGAUGAAAGAAUUUGCAUUUUGGGUGAACUAUCCCUUUAAGAUAAUCAAUAAUAGCCUUUCCCCGCAAGUGAUGAAGGUACAGUAUUCUCACACGCUCAAAAAUUAUUAUAUAAGAAUCUCUCGUUCUGUUAGACUGGAUGGAAUCUCUGUUGAAUAUCCAAAUGAUCCUCAGCUAUAUUCAGCCCACAUUUUUCACUUUGAGUGCUUCUUUCUUUGGAGCACAAGAAGCGUUUUAUUGGUUGAAAGCACAACGUACUGAGAAAUACGAAGAAUGUCAUUUUAUAUCUUGUCAGAUAAAAGUGCUCAGACCAUUUAUACGCUGGUAAAAGGCUUGAGUUUCAGUUUUCAGUUUUUUUUGUUUUUUUUUUAAAGAACCCACCGUUAGACCAAAGAUGAGUUUGGGAGGAUGUUUGUGUUGCUUGGUGAAUCUCUGAAGCAUUUUAUUUUAUCUACCGGAGUGGGGGCUUUCCGCAAAUUAAACUGAAACCCUUGGGUUGAGAUUCAUGUUUAUUACACAGACUCUUUGGUGACUGUGACCAUAAAAGGAAAAUUUAUCAUCGAUUGAUUUUAUCGAUCUUUCCGCAGGCACUUUGACUUACUGAGUUGGCCUUAAGAGUUGUAGGGUUACUGCUGUAUCUGUAGUUACGGACUUAAGACCUUACCUUGGGUAACGCAGUUCUCCGUCUUAAAUCACCUAAGGUCUUCUGUGCCAGAGAGACUCUACCUCUGACCAGCUUCUCUUAACAUAUUUCAGUCAAAUUUCGAUUUUCCUUCUUUAUAUUCUUAUCAACUUAUUCAGACCUCUUGAGCCUCACCUUGAGCAUUUAUCAUUGAGGGACCAGAACCAACAGCUGGAAAUCAGAUUUUCUUCACUUUCUCACAUAUGUUUGUAAGGUUCCUCAUCUUCUUUCCUUACACUUGCUGUUUUAUUAGAUUCAACAGAACAGCACAGUUAAGAUGUUUGAGCAGAAAGUGAGGAUGGUAUAAUCUUGCACGAUAAUUAACUCAAUCUACCAUUAUCACAGGUGUUAUUUUGGCAGUAAGCAUUGUCCAUCUAGCCUUUGUCGUUUUUUCAGAAAUGUUAGCUGCCUGAUGCAGUUGCAGUGCAAUGAACGGGUCCUCCUGGACUCCUACUGUAGCCCACCUCUUGAGUCAAGCCUGAAAGUGUCAUGAACCCUGGGUGGGAGAGCUCCAGUUCACCAUCCUGCAAAGCUUCAGAGAGUCAGAUCCAAAAAUAGAUCCAACGUAGACCCUGGCUGGGGUGCAAGUGAUCUCCUCAGAGAGUUGAAGUCAUCUGAAUCGGACUGAGAUUGGUAGGAGGCUAUUUGUCUUUUCUGAAUCUCAAGGACGUAGCUCUGCAGUUCUCUCUGUGCCAGGCUUAUCAGAUACAUGAAGAUCUUCAGUCCCUGUUGAAAAUGGUUAAACCUUUUCAUUGGCGUAUAACAAACUUCAUAAUAUAUGAGAUUGAGCUUUCAGUAAAGUAUCUGUGGUUCUUUUAAAAUGCAAUGCAUCGCAGCCUACUUAAGGCUAUCUUCCCUGACCUCAUUCCACAGCAAAAAGAGGAUGAGUGAACCGAUUUACUAAACACAAUUAUUUAGAAUAAAGAUAUUUUACCACGGAUUUGUUUCACAGAGCAAGUGUCUCACUCAUAAACUUCAUUUUACCUUGUGGAUCCUCCAGGUUUCUUGUCAGCGUGACGACGACAUCUCAAUCUACCUGUCACCAGCUCACAUGUUCUCCUUUUGAUGUGUCAGAAGCUUGUCAAAAGCGCAGUUAUUUAAAUUCUGUUGACUUUCCAACUUUCUAUUUUUGAGCUGUGGGUCCAUCCCUCUGUACCAAUGCCAUUUUGAAUUGGGUCAUCUGUGGUCUGACGAGCAAAGACCUUUCAGUGAUAAUUUUCAUGUUUUUUUUCCCUUGUAUUUUUUAUUUCCUGUUUUUAUGUAACAGUUGCAUGUUAGUUCUGAUUUUCCAAGCGACUGUUACCUGCAACUCCGAGCACUGAGUAAUUGGCAUCAGCACUUCGCUUCGAGGCAGCCAAGAGGAGAUCUGAGGUCUGUCAUGUCAUUCUAGAGAAUCACACUCUCUGCGUAACCAUGACCCAAUAUCGACAGAUGGAUAUUUAGGCCUACUGCUGCUACUCAAAGAUUUUCCUGCCAGCUGAGAACAUUAUUUCUUGACGUCAAUGCCGAUCCCAGCGAUCCUGUCCCAUGUAGACCCAGCCAUGCCUUAAUCUUAAGAGGGAGGUUAGGAAAACUCCUUGGAUCGCCUUCGCCUCUGCUAUACUCAGGCCAUUUUGAACUGCUAAGUCAUUUAUUUCAUGUUACAAAACACCAAUCAGAUCAUUUUGAGGGUGUGUUUUGAUUGCUGCAGAAGCCAAUGCACAAUUUGAAGGUAUUAUUUUGUAUUUGAGAUGCACACUGACCUCAUAAUUAAUACAUUUCUAUCACAGAUGCUAUUUGUGGUCAUUUGGGUUUUGUCAGAUUUGUGGGUUGCUUCCCUGAGAGACUGUUAGGGAAUGAAUUGGAAAUGCAUUUGAGCUCCCAGACAAGGAGCUUGAAUCAUUGUUUAGUCUGUCCUGUAGAACUCAACUGGCACAUUGUUUGAUGUUAAUUUUCCAUUGCUUAAGAAUACUGGGUUCGUUUUGGGAGGAAUGAAUUUGGCUACUAUACUUGACAUCAUCUUAAACCGAGAAAGAAAAAAGCUAGAACUGAUGAAGGUACCCAUUGCACUAAAUUUUUGAUGGUGAUAUGUGUAACGUUUGUCUUGGAUGGCGCCCUCUGUUGGCUCUAUUGAUUUAUUUUGACUGAAACAUCUGUUUAUUCAGUUUUAGAUUCACAGCUGAGUCAUUUGUCUUAAACAUUCAUUCCUAAUCCUUUUAGUAUAUUUGCAUGGCAUUGCAUUAUUUAUCUCCAAAGUGCCGCAAGGCUGAACUGAAGGCUUGUGUAUUGGAUGUCUGAGGGGCAAGGGAAGUUGUUUGUAGACUUAUAAGUCGAGAUCUCCAGGUUCUCUCUUGUGCUAUCUCUCUUACUGAGACGAUUUAGUGCCUUCCCUGCCUGAGGCUGGGCUUCCUCCACACCCCUUUUGUCUUAUGCAAGCCCUUUCUACAAACCUCUGUUAAACCGUCUCUUUGUAAUACUGUAGCCAACGCAUAGUGUGCAUAAUGUUUAAUUUGUCUUUUUUUUUUUUCUUCAAAAGAUAUUUUUCAAGAUUUUUGGUACCUUUGAUCACAGGCCUCAGAAAUAUGGUGUUUUGUUGUAUGUAAAAUGUAAAGUUUUUUUUUUAUAAAAAUAUAUAAAACAUGCGAUAUCUAUUUGAGACUUUGUGUGCGUGUGCAUAUAUUUGUGUGUGUGUGUGUGUGUGUGUGUAUAUAUAUACACACACACACAUACACACACACAACAAAAAAGCAUUCUUUUGUGGAGUUGUGGAAAGUGUCUAUUUUUCUAUUCUUUUCUUUGGCCGGUGUAGUUAUGAACUUUACUCUGCAAUUAGGUGACUAAUGUCUUGGAAAUAAAUAGUUUUGAGUUAUAA